GCCCAGGAGAGUUUCGUUCCAAGCAGCAGCAGAUCCAAGUCUGGUAUCCUAAUUUUGUUGAUCCUUGGAUAAAUAAAGCAGGGGGAAUGGCACCAGCUGUGGCCUGGCUACUUUUCCUUCAGCUUGUUUUGGGACCAACUCUGGUCGUGGAUAUCAAGCUGCAGAUCGCCAUCAAGAACUUCCGCAAUUUACACGUGGACUAUCCCAGGGUUAGCUACCCGAAGGAUUUCCAGGGCUACUGUAAUGGUCUGAUGGCCUAUGUGCGGGGCAGGAUGCAACACUGGCAUUGCCCAAAGAUCCACUACGUGAUACAUGCCCCUUGGCAAGACAUCAGGAAGCUCUGCAAGCAUAGUGAGAGUUUCUGUGAGAACUACAAUGAAUACUGCACACUCACUCAGGAUAGCUUCUCCCUCACCAUCUGUUCCCUGGAUCUCAAACAGCCACCCACUAGCUGCCGUUAUAAUAGCACCAUAACCAACCAAAGGCUCUACCUGCUCUGCUCCCGCAAGUAUGAUGCUGAACCAAUAGGUAUCACUGGCUUCUACUAGGGAAUUUAAUUCCUGAACCGCCACCCCCCCACCUCUACCACCAUAGGCCAGCCUGUCCCCAUUUCCAAAACUCUGAUCCCCGCAACAAGACUUCCUUCCUGACUCUGAAGCAGGCAGGGUCCCCUCCCAAGAGACCAGGCAGGUGUGAAAACGUCCAGGACUUUUGAUCACUAUGCAAAGUUGUACUGUUGUCUAGGCUCUUUCCAACUUGUUUACCAUCCCCAACCCCCAUCCUCCCUCUCCCAGAGACAGUAAAACCCACCCAAGAAGCUGACUGUGUCCACUUGGCAGUGACUGUCCACCACUGGGCCAGAUCCUAAAUCCUGGAUGGAGGCCCAGGGCCUCAGCUCACACCAUGGCAACAGGCACCAGCCCUACAUCUCACCUCCCAUCCCCACCACCCUUCUUGGCUCCGUCUUCCCCAUUUCCCUCCUAAUGCCCUCCACUCAUCCACCCGCACAGUCGGUGUCUCUAGCUGCAGGAAGCUCCCUGAGGCCCUUAAACUCACCUUGGCUUCAUUUUCCCACUGACUCCUCAGCUCUCGGCCUGCUCCACUCUGAAAUCAUAGAUUCUCCCUUCAUGUAACUAUCCUUCCCUCCCUUCUGCUGUCUCUGUCCCACCAGCCUUUAGUGACCUUGCCUUCCUUUUUCCAACCUCUUUUCCUGCCAUCCUUCUCACCUCGGCUUACUUGAAUUUCAAGGUAUCUUGUCCCCUCCAUCCCCUAAAAGUUCCUGCUUCUCCUCUAUUCCAGUAGCUCCUCCCAAGCCCCCAGACUCCAGGGUCUGCUUCUGACCAGACAGGGAUGAGGCAGCCCUGCCCUGGUCAUGUAAAGUUUUUUUGGGGGGGGCGGGGACCCUCUAGACACUGAUAGUCAUGUAAAGUUUUGAAACCACAACUGAGUUACAUGAGAUAUAACCAUUGGGGGAAACUGAGUGAAGGGCACAAGAGACCUCUCUAUACUAUUUUUUGUAACCU
Molecule: messenger RNA, 1523 nt
Organism: Propithecus coquereli (Coquerel's sifaka)
Lineage: Eukaryota; Metazoa; Chordata; Mammalia; Primates; Indriidae
Gene: RNASE13
Product: ribonuclease, RNase A family, 13 (non-active)
Exons: 2
Coding region: 87-548 (153 amino acids)
Molecular function (GO): nucleic acid binding
Source: RefSeq, a predicted model, not a curated record